This is a messenger RNA of Gloeophyllum trabeum ATCC 11539, 1582 nucleotides long. RefSeq names its product peptidase S28. Bases 101 to 1582 code for a protein of 493 amino acids. Lineage: Eukaryota; Fungi; Basidiomycota; Agaricomycetes; Gloeophyllales; Gloeophyllaceae. The transcript has 10 exons. Gene Ontology annotation, molecular function: dipeptidyl-peptidase activity; serine-type exopeptidase activity. The record is from RefSeq and is a predicted model, not a curated record. Gene Ontology annotation, biological process: proteolysis.
CGGAUAUCAAGAGACGCUCCGAAUCUGUCACUUUCGCUCUUGACUUUGUUGUCUCUCUCAUCCAAUGCAAAUCUCCCUGCCCAUGGGGAUGAAACCCUGAAUGCCGAUAGAUCAUUUCGGAAACACCUCUGGCACAUAUCCCAACCGCUACUGGGUGAACGCGACGUACUACGAGCCGGGGGGACCCGUCUUCCUCUUUGAUUCGGGCGAGCAGAACGCAGAACCGCUGGUGCCGUACUACUUGCAAGAAUAUCAUGGCCUGUCUGCGACUAUGCGGCUGGCCAAAAGGUACAAGGGCAUCGCGGUCUUGUGGGAACAUCGGUAUUACGGGGACUCGCAGCCGUUUCCCGUGAACGAAAACACCACAGCUGCGCAAUGGCAAUUCCUGACAACCGAACAAGCCCUCGAAGACGUCGUCUACUUCGCGAACCGCUUCGCCCACCCCUCCGCCCCGCCAGCCCUCCUGCAUCCGUCGCGCACGCCCUGGAUCUGGCUGGGCGGCUCCUACCCGGGCGUGCGCGGCGCGCUCCUGCGCGUGCGCAACCCCGAGGUGAUCUACGCCACGUGGGCGAGCUCCGCGCCCGUGCAUGCGCAGGUCGACAUGGCGAGCUACUACGAGGCGGCGGAGCGCAGCCUAACGCGGAACUGCUCCGCGGACUGGGCCGCGGUGACGAGGUACGUGGACGAGACGCUCGGCGGGGGCGAUGAGAGUGAAGUUGUGGAGAUGAAGUAUCGGUUGUUGUAUGCGGAGAGGAGCGGGCCUGGGGGGAAUACGACUGGGGCGCAGGGUCUCACUAUGGAGCAGGCGGCGAAUAUGAGCGACGUUGAUGCUGCGAGUAUACUGAUGGAUCCUCUGAGCUUCUACCAGUACUACGGCUUCCAAGCGUCCGUGCUUCCAUUCUGCAACAUCCUCGAGACGCAGAACUACACCCAGGCCCCGGUGGAGGGCGGCCUCGCGACGACGUACGGCAUCGAAGUCGCCUUCGACGCCUUCCUGGCAGGCCUCGCCGAGACCGACUACGACUCCAUCCCCGGCAACCCGGACGAUCCCGUCCAGGACCGGAGCUGGAUGUGGCAGUACUGCUCGGAAUACGGAUUCUACCAGCGAGGCGACCCGACCAACCCGCUGUCCAUCGAGACUGCCUUCAGGUCGCUCGAGCUGUUCCAGCAGCAAUGCGACGCGGCGUUCCCGGAGGGCUUGCCUGUGUCCCCGCAGGUCGAGAAUAUCAACAAGUACGGCGGGUGGGAGAUGAACCCGUCCAACGUGUUCUGGACGAACGGAGAGUUCGACCCGUGGCGCACGAUGGGCCUCGCAUCCAUCGAGCCCAACUCGCCCUUCCGCAACUCCACCGUAGCAGUCCCCGCUUGCAACACCCCCGCCCCCGCCCCCUCCUUCUUCGGCCUCCUGCAUGCGGGCAUGGUGCACGUCUCCGACCUGCGCGUGCUGCUCACGCCCGACGCGAACCACACCGAGUUCCGCACUGUCGGGUUCUACAGCCCCGUCGCGCAGGCGCCGUUCUAUGCUGGCCUGGGCUUGUUCGAGCUGGCCCUGGACGAGUGGUUGCCGUGUUUCGGGCGCUGA